AUGGAAGCCGAUUCUUGGACCUCGGAUUUCCUCGAAAUGGAGCCAUCACUUCCCGGAGUAAUAUGGCAAGCUUCUCAAUCCGCCAAUCCUGUGUACAGACGGCUCCAGGCAGAGGCAGAGAGUGCAGUCCUCAGAACAAGCCUUUCUCAGCCAGACCUGAGCUCACAGCCCACGCCGAGCAUACGUCCAUGGUUCGAGGACAAGCUCAACAGUGCCCCCAUUGCCUCGACAUCGAUGACUCGCCGGAACUCGACAGCGGGUCAUCAAAGGCGACAAAGAGCGCGACACUCUGCACCGUCAUUGACCUCAACCGCAAGCGAGAGCUCGAUAUCCCACUCAGCUCAGGCUCAGGCUGCCCAAAUUUUCGACCUAGGCCGCGCUGAUUUGACUCAAGUUCUCAAAAGUGUGGUGGCCAAGACCGACGAGAACAUCGCAGAACGGUCUUUGAGAAUGGGCUUGAAAAAACAGACCAGGCUGAAUAUUGGGAGCGGUGGACGACCUGCCUCAGUCAUCGAGCAUUCGGGAAAGGGAAAGGGUAAGGAAAGAGAACGCGAUAGAAGGAGCGACGGACGAGGGUCGGCGUCUAUAUCCAACCGUCCACCACUCUCAAGUACUUCGAUUCCCCAAUCUUUUGCCCCAGCGCCAAACAGCGCCGACGACCCAUUGUUCUUCAGUCCUUCAAGGACUAAUACGGCGUCAACCUCCUUUGGAAGACGCGAUGCCAAUCACUCAAUGGAACUCGAUGCAGAUAUCGAGUUGAUGCCACCGCCACCAGUGCCAGCCAAGCAAAGCACCAUGUCGACGGGCGGAGGAAGCAAACUGCAAGCAUUGACUCCGGCUUUAAUUGCCUCCAAGACGAACUCUCCGCCGGUCCGACGCGAACCUCCAUCUAUUCUCCAACAUUCUCAACGGGAAGCCAAAUUGCAUCCAAAAUUGCUUGAGCAACAAGAGAAGAAAAGAAACGGAACAACGCGGACACAAAGCGAAUCCAAGUCGAAGCCAAAAUCCAUGCCUGCUCCGGCUGUUGAGGUCCCAUUACCCUCACAGUCCCAACCUCUUCCUCACCGACUUGCUCGAGCUGGGCCGCCUGCGCUGGGCAUGCGGAGGUCGCAUAGUGGACCAGUUGGAAUGGUUUCGGGAGGGUUAGCUUCGUCACAAGCACAACUAAGAAAGCCUUACAAGGCUCCGCUUAAAUCUAUGUCCAUGGCAAAUAGCGUGGACGUUGGAUGUGCGACCCCUGUAACUUCCGGAUCGACGAAGUCGUCUUCUUCACGGAGCAGCAGCUCAAGGAAGACUGACUCGUCGCCGUAUACCACUAAUGCGACCCCACCGCCAUCCACACCCGCCGAAUCAACCACACCCUCACCCAUCGAUCGCUGCUCAAAUGUGAAUCCACCAAACCCGAAGGAGCCCAGUUCCGACGAUGCUAUGUUUGACGUGUCAAACAGUUCAUUCGAUAUGGACGAAUUGGAAAAAGUGAUGAAGAACUACGAUACCGCCGUCGAUGGGUAG
This is a messenger RNA of Mycena indigotica, 1512 nucleotides long. Its product is annotated as DUF3533 domain-containing protein. The record is from RefSeq and is a predicted model, not a curated record. Bases 1 to 1512 code for a protein of 503 amino acids. The transcript is spliced from 3 exons. Lineage: Eukaryota; Fungi; Basidiomycota; Agaricomycetes; Agaricales; Mycenaceae.